AUGAAGUCCUCCUGGGUAUUUCUGAUCCAUGUGCUGUGUCUGAGUGGCCACCAGUGCGCACCGACGAAGCAGGAGGAGAUGAAUCUCCGGGACAACCUCAAGCAAUUAUCUGAAGUUGGAGAGAAGUAUGUAGAUGAAGAGGUAAAGAAAGCUUUGAUUGGUAUUAAGCAGAUGAAAAUUAUGAUGGAAAGAAAUGAAGAUAAGCACAUAGAUCUGAUGAAAACCUUGAAGAAGAGCAGUGAAGAAAAACAGCAAGCCUUGCGACUCAUGGAUGAAGUAAAGGCAAGACUGGAAGAAGAGGAAAAACAAUGUCAAGUAUCCUUGAAAAAUCUAUGGGAUGAAUGUGAAUCAUGUUUAGAAAGUACCUGCAUGAGAUAUUAUACAACUUGCAAACAUGGUGUGUCAACCUUUAAGAGAAAGGUUGAAGAUUUUUUGAGGAAAAUACCUCCACUCAUAUUUACUUUUCAUGAGGAGCAAGGAAGAGACAUCCAGACUAAUGAAAAGCCUGAGAAAGAGGAUACCCAGCUAGUAAAGAUGGAAGAUUUAUUUAGCCAGCUACUAUCCGAUGUGGGCUCAAUAUUUGACAGAAGUUUCAUUUUUUUCAAGCACAUGCAAAAAGAAUUUGACCAGUCUUUUCAGACUUAUUUCAUGUCUGACCUGGAGCUGAGUGAGUCCCCCAGUAUGCCAGCUUUACCUGAGGUCGCCACCAGAACUGAAGGCUCCCAGAGAGGCUGGGGCAUGCCCGGCUUCUUACAGAUAGUUUUUGAUUUCAGUAGGACAGUGUUCGAAGGUGUCAGCGAGGUGAUCACCGACGUGUUUGAUGAAUACAGAGAUUACAGAAGAGAUGUGCCAGAACAAAUCAAAGAUCCUGAAAGAAGUGGCAUGUUUUCAAAAAUUGUGUCAGGGCGCCAGAGACUUCAGUGCAGGGAGCUCCGGGAGAACUCCUCUGGAUGCCCGCAGUUCCAUGAGAGAUGCCAGAAAUGUCAAGACAAUCUUUUGCAUGAUUGCCCAAACGUUCCUGAGCUGCACAUAAAGUUUGAUGAAGCCUUUAAGCUGGUUAAUCUCUCAGGGGAGCAGUACGAGCAGAUUCUCCAGGUGGUUCGGCAUCACACGGAGGACACUUCCUACUUGCUGAACAAAAUGAAAGAAAGGUUUGGGUGGGUGUCUGAGUUAUCCAACAUGACCAUUGGACCAGAAAACAUUUUCAACGUAGUAAAGGUGGUACCUGGGGAUCCCUCCAGUAAAGAUGAAACUGUGGUAGAUGUGAAUGUUCUGACUUCACCUACUUUCACCAUCAAAGUUCCUCCCAACUUAGAUCCCAAGAGUCCUGAGUUCAUCGAAUACAUAGCUGGGAAAGCACUCCAAUUGUAUAAGCAGAAUUUUUAA
This is a messenger RNA of Agelaius phoeniceus (red-winged blackbird), 1386 nucleotides long. Lineage: Eukaryota; Metazoa; Chordata; Aves; Passeriformes; Icteridae. The record is from RefSeq and is a predicted model, not a curated record.